AUGCUUUCCUCAAAGCUAUUCCUCCUCCUCUUUUCCUCACUCACGUCCGCUCUCGUCAUCCCCAGAGACUACGACGUCCCAGCCGGCUACUGCUGCUUCACCCUCACCGACCCUUCCACGAGCCAGGUCAUCCAGCAGAACAAAGAAUACGGCUUCCUCUACUUGGACGCCAGCCAGCCAAAGGGGUGGUACUGCUUCAACUCGGCCAAGUCACAGCCCAUCCUUUGGGAUGAUUUCAACAAUGCUUGCAUCAUUGACUGGGAUGGACACUUUCAAUGCCUUGAUCCCACCCCUGGCGAUGACGUGUGGACGUUGGGUCACGGCGGUAGCAGCAGCGAUCUUUUGCUACUUCACAACGGCUCUCCGACGUACCAGGCGUGUCCGGACCAGUCUGGGGGUGAAUUCAUCUCCUCUGGUGGAUCUGAAACUGGAUGCAGGAAUAUUCAGUUGGAAGCAACAGGCCUUCAGGGAACAUGCUCAGGUUAUACUGCUUAG
This is a messenger RNA of Trichoderma atroviride IMI 206040, 495 nucleotides long. RefSeq lists its product as uncharacterized. NCBI's taxonomy places the organism in Eukaryota, Fungi, Ascomycota, Sordariomycetes, Hypocreales, Hypocreaceae. The record is from RefSeq and is a predicted model, not a curated record.